Molecule: messenger RNA, 3283 nt
Organism: Tachysurus fulvidraco (yellow catfish)
Lineage: Eukaryota; Metazoa; Chordata; Actinopteri; Siluriformes; Bagridae
Product: lysophosphatidic acid receptor 6
Exons: 2
Coding region: 258-1226 (322 amino acids)
Biological process (GO): G protein-coupled receptor signaling pathway
Cellular component (GO): membrane
Molecular function (GO): oxysterol binding; G protein-coupled receptor activity
Source: RefSeq, a predicted model, not a curated record
CACAGAGGUAAAGCAAACGCUUUCCAUUAUCGAGGUGGCUGACGAGACAGACGGAAACGAGGCACACAUCAAGAGAUCGUUUGAGCGUAAACUGAUUUAGACACAAAAUCAAAAAGUCCCAAACCGGAUCUGAAAUGGAUGCUAUGGUUAUCGUGCCGCAGCAGAUCUGAUAGUCGUGAUCUUAACGAAUCUGGUGUGACACUGACUCCAUUUUUGCCUUUAUCUUACAGAAGAAAUCAGAAAAAAAACCUCCAAAUAUGAACAUCUCUAACAACAUCACGUGUGAAGGCAAGUUCACUGCAGAUUUCCAGCUCUAUCUCUUCCCCAUCACCUACAUCCUCGUGAUGGUGUUCGGUCUGCUGGGGAAUCUGGGUGCGCUUUACAUCUUCAUGUUCAAAACGGAGCAGAGGUCUCCUUCUAGCGUGUACAUCCUCAGCCUGGCGGUGGCCGACACCUGUUUCCUGUGCGUCCUCCCCUUUCGCAUUCACUACCACCUCAACGACAACCACUGGAUCUUCGGGGCGGCGGCUUGUCGUCUGACCGGUACGCUUUUCUUCUGCAAUGUCUACAUCAGCAUCGCUUUCAUGAGCUGCAUUUGCGUGGACCGUUACCUGGCGAUCAUCCGUCCCCACACUUACCUGCGUCUGCGCAACACGCGCUACGCUGUAGCCGUGUCCGCGUGCGUCUGGGUGGUUGGAGGAACGGUCAUUUUAACCUUCAUGUUCACGUUUCCGGACAUGCAGAACAUCGAGGAGAAGACGAGCUGCUUCGAGAACUUUUCAGAGAGCGAAUGGAAGACGAAUCUGGCUCCGUACAGCGCAUUCAGUCUGGUGUUCGGCGCUUUGCUUCCUACAAUCAUCAUUCUGGUGCUCUACCCGGUCGUGGCGCGUCGCAUCAUGCGAAUCAAGACGAAAACAGCUCGUAAUGCCCUGAGGAUCAUCUACACCAUCCUGGCCAUCACGGUCUUCUGCUUCUUACCUUACCACCUUGUGUACUUUCUGCACCUGCUGUGGAGAACUCAGGUCAUCCAUAACUGCUGGCUAGCUGAUGGGAUCUACAAAGCGAGGCGUGUUACCAUAGCGCUGGUCAGCAUGAACAGCCUGCUCGACCCUGUGCUGUAUUACUUCGCCACCAGCCACUGCAAACUGACCUGCAAAUGGAAGCCGCUGAAGCCGAAGAAGAAAAGAGGCGUCUACGUCAUUUCGGAGAGCUUACAAGCUCAGUGACGCGAAGAGACGCACUUGUCGAAUUUUAAGAGUCAACAAAAAAAAUAAAUACGAAGGGACGUCGGCGUGACUCAUGUAGAUACAGCAAGAAUCUCAGUAUUAACUGACCAUCACACACACACACACACACACACACACACACACACACACACACACACACACACACACAAACACACACACACACAUGCCUGGUGGUUUAAGGUAAAAUAAUCCAGAAAUCUUUGUACAUAACACUCUCUUGUAUAUAUUUAUAUAUAUAUAUUUUAAAAAAAAGUGGAAAAAAAUAAAUAAAUCCAAUGAUUUUUUUUCCUCUCAUCCUGUCAGUAGAGAUCAUGUUGUUGUUGUUAUAAGCUGAAAGAAAAGGAAAAUGGACUCAGAGCAAGCAGCAUUACAGCCGAGACAAAAAUAUCCGUUCGGUUAAAUGGUCGUUUUGGUCAGAUGUGACGCUCACGUGUGCCGGUUCUUACACAAAGAGCUGCAAGUGGCAGCAGAUGUAAUAAACCGACAGAUGUAGCAAUGAAACGAUAGACAGAGUUUACAGCGCAUUCGUGUCCUACAGAAAGAGAGACGCUUUAUGUCCAGGGGAAGGUUUGGGAGGUCAUCCUGAUGAGUCCCAGUAAGGCAGCGGUGUCUGAUCUAAUCCUGAUAAGAUCGGACACCGCUGCAGUAAGGAGUAAGAAACCUGUCUGGGUGAAUUACAGCAGCAUGGAAAAGCUUUUAGGAUUCAGUACCACUGAGGUAGGCCAUCUGAUCAGGAACCGAGGAACUUGGCACCAUCUACAACCAUGAACAGCUCGCUGAAUGUCAGUUAGGGGUUCAUCCAUCUAACGAGGGCUUCCAAUUUCCGACAUGGCAGCUGGACUGCAGGGAAGAAAAUGUGUUCAUUUGAAGGUUUGAUUUAGAAGCUCGAGAUGUCACUCAGAGAUUCUGCAUCACUGCUGCUGUGUAGAAAAGGAAGUGGUGGAAUUGUGUGCUUAUCUGGAAACUUUCAUUCAUUCGAUCGUCACUUGGUGCAAAAUAAUAACCUAAAGGUGCUGCAUGUUUCUGUUGCCAUAGUUACCAUAGAAAAGCAUAGCUGUAUAUAUAUAUAUAUAUAAAAAACUAAAAGCUCAGUACAAAAGAAGGAAGCAGCGAGCAGGACAAAGAGAAAUGUGACGUUUGAAUAUUGAAUAGAUUUCAUGUAGAGUGUAAAUACACACACAUGCACACACACACACACACACACACACACACACACACACACACACACACACACACACACACACACACACACACACUCUCUCUCUCUCCCUCUCUCAUACACACACACUCACAUGCACACACUCUCUUUCUCUUUCACACACACAUGCACACACACACACACACACAUGCACACACACACACACACUCUCUCUCACACACACGGUACUCUAAAAGUUUCAGAUCCUAAAAUGAACCUGCACAUUCUAAAAUGUUUGUAAUGUACAGAAGGUGCACAUACUUAUGUUUCUGUAAAAUAACAGACUCUGAGGAAGUGAAAUUUCUUAGUUUUAUUUUACUUGUUAUCACUUAUACAUCAGUAGAAACUCAUAAUCCGGAGGGAAGUCCUUUCUUCAGCAGAUUGGAAAGAAAACUGCCGAGCUCUUCGUCCUAAAAGAAAUAAAAUAAAAUAAAAAAAUAAAAAAAUAUAUUUUUAAAAUUAAAGAAAUAAUAAUAAAAUAAACCCUGAAUACUCAGCAAUGAAGGUAGCAAGACAGUUCUAUUACAAUAAAUACAUUUAGAAAUCAUUACAUUACACAUAUGUAUAUGUUAUGUAUAUUUAUUAUAUAAUAAUGUGUAUAAUUUUAUUUUUUAUAUAAUGUGCUUAAUUAAAAUGUGCCAAAGUUCCUGCAUUCUGUGUUAAUCAGGAAUAAUGAAAAUAGGCAUUCUUUGUUUUUUGUUUUUUUACAAGUUUAACAAGCUGUUGUUGCUUCAUGCGGAUGUUUUUCACUCUUAUUGUUUUGCUUUUAGUUUAAACACCUGAUUAUUUAACAGGUCUGUAACUGAUGUGAAGCUCAUUAAAGAGACACGAGUGUGAA